Messenger RNA from Bacidia gigantensis, 906 nucleotides. RefSeq lists its product as uncharacterized. The record is from RefSeq and is a predicted model, not a curated record. The coding region runs from base 1 to 906 and encodes 301 amino acids. The transcript is spliced from 2 exons. Lineage: Eukaryota; Fungi; Ascomycota; Lecanoromycetes; Lecanorales; Ramalinaceae. Gene Ontology annotation, molecular function: NADH dehydrogenase activity.
AUGGCCUCCAAAUUGCUGCCUCGAAUAUCGAGAUGCAUAAGUCACAAUACAAAAGUCUCGCGCCUACCGCAAUGCAGACACCUGAGUGUUACCUGCUCACGGGCGUCGGAUGCGCUUCAAGUACAUCGCGAUACCUCCGACAACAAUCCCUCAAUACCUUUCUCAUUCAAUGCCAUCAACCAAAAGCUCAUCGCCGAAAUCCUCAAGCGCUACCCUCCACAGUACAAAAAGGCCGCUGUAAUGCCGCUACUAGAUCUCGGCCAGCGCCAGCACGGCUUCACCAGCAUCAGCGUCAUGAAUGAAGUCGCACGACUGCUAGAAAUGCCCCCAAUGAGAGUCUAUGAAGUCGCGACCUUCUACACCAUGUAUAACCGAGCGCCCGUAGGACGUUUCCACCUCCAAGUUUGCACAACGACACCGUGCCAAUUGGGCGGAUGCGGUUCGGAUAAGAUCAUGAGAGCCAUUGAGGAUCAUUUGGGCAUACAUGCCGGUCACACAACUAAGGACGGUAUCUUCACGUUUACGGAAGUCGAGUGCUUAGGUGCCUGCGUCAAUGCGCCCAUGGUGCAGAUCAAUGACGAUUACUACGAAGACCUGACCCCAGAGACGACUGUCACGUUACUGAAAGCGCUGCAAGCAAGCGCCGAGACCACAGGAGCGGCCGGCGGGACAGCUGGGAUCGUAGGGGAAAGCGAUACUGGCCACGGAGGCAAGAAAGGUGCAGAUCGGGGUCAAGAGCCAGGCCACGUGCGUGAUCAAGGGAGAGGGUAUGCCGCAAAGGGGAUCAAGUUGCCCAGUCCUGGUCCAAUGAGUGGAAGAAAAACAUGUGAAAACAUCACAGGUCUCACGAACUUGACAAGCGAGCCAUGGGGAAAUGAGACGUUGAGGAAAGAUGGGGCUUUGUGA